This is a messenger RNA of Ornithodoros turicata, 1832 nucleotides long. RefSeq names its product zinc finger BED domain-containing protein 4-like. NCBI's taxonomy places the organism in Eukaryota, Metazoa, Arthropoda, Arachnida, Ixodida, Argasidae. The record is from RefSeq and is a predicted model, not a curated record. The transcript is spliced from 5 exons. The coding region runs from base 1 to 1599 and encodes 532 amino acids.
AUGAGCUCUAAGAAACGUCGUGCAGAUGAUGACGUGGUGAAAGACCCGAACCAUAUUGUGCCGGACAAUAUAAGCAAACAUUUCAAGUAUCUCGGAUCGACGAGUGACGGAGUUGCCAGCAUCUACCAGUGCUUGCACUGCAAUCAGCAAAAACGAGGGAAGAAGCGGGAUACGUCCAACCUUGUUCGGCACUUGAAGCUUGUGCACACCAAACAGUACAACGAAGCUUAUGGAUCCCGCAAUCAGCCGACGCUUGACGGGGCUGUGGCGAUGUUCAGACAUGAAGCACAAACUGUCAAGAAGUUGCCCCCAUCCGAUACGUUCCAACAGAAAUUCAAUCGUCUCUUGGUAGAAAUGGUGGCAGUUGAUGGCCUGCCCAUGAGCAUCGCCGAUGGGCUGGGAUUUCAGAGGCUGAUGAAAUUUUUGAAACCAGAACUCAGUCUAAUUUCGCGAAGGACGGUUGGGAGAAUAUUGGAAGAUAUUACAAGUAAACGUGUCAGGCCUUCACUUGCAAAGGCUAUCCAGAGUGCCCCAGACGGAGGACUUCAUUUUAUGGUCGACUUGUGGUCGAGCAGGAGGAGAGACGCAGUACUCGGCGUUAAAAUGCAGUUCGUCAAGGAUGACUGGGAACUGGAGACACUGACCCUGGCAUUCAAGAACUUCCCAGGGAAACACACUGGUGACAGCAUACGAGAGGCGUUCCAGGGUGUCCUUCAAGAACACGGUGUAGCACCUACAAAAGUGGGGGCUGUGAUCUGUGACAACGCGUCCAACAUGACAAAAGCGUUCGAUAUGGUGGAACUCUUUCCAGAUAAGUGGCGAAGAACAGAUGAGGCUGGAGAGGACGUUGAAGUUCUCGAGCCAGAUGUAGAUGUGCUCACAGCUGUCAAGCCGUCCAAGCGUGUACGCUGCGCUGCCCACACGUUGCAGUUGGCAGUAAAUGCCGCUAUUAAGGCGGAUGAUGGCGUCUGUGAACUUCUAAAAAUUGUGUCCAAGAUUAUAAACAUAUUCAGACGAUCGCCCACCAUGACCAGCGCACUGAAGGAGCGCUGUGGGAAGGACUUGGUUCCAAUAGGAGGCACUCGCUGGUACUCCACUGUUGCUGCACUACAACGACUGACACAGGACGAGGUGUACACCGCGGUUGAGUUCCUGGUACUGCAGUACAACGAAGAGCACCCCAGCAAGUGCAUAGAGUUGUCGCCACCGACUGUGACUCAUGAAAGACUGGAGCAACUGGGUUCCCUUCUGAAGCCGCUGAAUGAUGCGACAAACCGAUUGCAGGGGGACGGGGUGACUUCCGCUGUGCUCCACCUUUGCAUUUGCACCUGUUUCAUACAACUAAGCCAAUACAAACUGCCCGAGUUCAAGCAACUGCAAGCUAAAGUACUGCAAGAAAUUAACAGACGUUUUAGCAAUCUUCGGGGAGACGACUAUUUCGUCGCAGCAAGCCUGCUGAACCCACGACUGAAGCUUCGCAGCUUCCAACAGGGUUUUGCACCUGGCCUACUGAUGCCAGACUCAGAAGCUGCUCGCGCAACUGUGGAGCUCCUUUUGGAGAAAGUCGUGGAGGUGCCUCUUGUAAUGUGCUUGCAGUAGCCAAAUAACUGGGGCGGGCGGUGAACAUAUACAUGGCACACCACCGAGAGUCAGCCUUGGGACCUUCACACCACGACUUCCUUCCCUGUCUAUGCGGUCAACUUGGCUUGAUGUUUCCGUGAUUGGUUCUGUCUUAAAAUUAAGCUCGCAAACCUAUGUAGAAAUGUUGAAUUUUUAGAACUAAGGCCUUGUAUGCAGUGCUGCACGUCAUGAACUAAAUAUGUAUUAAUGUA